AUGCCCGCGCCGCUGUUCAAACGCUGGGCUCCGCCAAAGUCUGCGGUCAAGCAACAGUCGCCACUACCUGUAUCGCCGCCUGCUCAAACUCCUGCGACACGAGACCUAUCCCCAGAGGCUUCUCCGGUUAGGGAGGAGAAGAAGCCGAGAAAAAAGAAGACUGAGGCAGAGGCAGAGACACCAGGCGCAAAGUCAACACAGGUGGAGGAGGAGGCCGCGGAGACUCCAAAAUCCAUCAAGAAGCCCAAGAAACGGAAGCGGGACUCAGACGUGAAUAAGGAGCAGGAUGAAGAAGGCUCGAAAAAGCAUAAGACAAUCUUCUCAAAAUUUGAAAAAGUUUCAAAGCAGGCAGAAGCACGACGGGAGGAUGGUGCUGGGGAUGAUGCAGAAGAGCAGGAUGACCAGCCAGAGGAGGAGCUUCAUGAUCUACGACCCAUGCCCCAACCUGCACCUGUACCCGAUUCCACCUUUGAGCCUACAUUCUCAACCCUACCCACGUGGCUAGCGCAGCCUGUAACAGUCGAGGCGUCAGAUGCGACGCCUUUCGAGGAGCUGGGAGUACAGCCAUUUUUUGCAAAGAAACUCGAAAAGCAAGGGUUCAAGCACGCCUUGGCGGUGCAGACGGCCUUGCUACCUAUGCUGCAUCCUGGAUUCGAGCAACAUCUGGGCGAUAUCUGUGUGUCCGCAAAGACUGGAUCAGGAAAGACAUUGGCAUAUCUUCUGCCAAUCAUCGAGGCUUUGAAGGACAGAGCCGUGCCUAUGCUUUCCGCUAUCGUUGUGGUUCCGAGCCGGCAGCUGGUCAAUCAGGCACUACACACCGCAGAAGAGCUUUGCGCUGGAACAAAAAUCAAAGUCGGCACAGCAUUGGGUAACAUCGCGCUCGCGACGGAACAGAAAGAGCUUGUCAAACUGAGGUCGCAGUAUGACCCCAAAGGAGCCAAACACCUACAUGCGAGAUAUUCAGAACAGCUGAAGACAGGCUUCGUGGAAAAAGGAGGUGUCUUUGACGACCUGAUGAGCAUGCCCUUAGAUCACAUCCCUCGAUACGAUUCUGGAGUCGACAUCCUAAUCUGUACUCCUGGACGACUUGUCGAGCACAUCGAACACACGACUGGUUUUCUUCUCAGCUCUGUUCGCUGGCUUGUCAUUGACGAAGCAGACCAGCUUCUGAACCAGAACUUCCAGGGCUGGGCAAGCGUCCUCAUGGGAGCCCUCCAUGGCGAGACGCCGGCCGACUUCAUGAAUGCGCAAGAAUGCCUUCGCAAGCGAGAUGCGGGUUCCAUAUGGUCCGUAGCCUUGCCGGCUCGAAGACAACUCACCAAAGUCGUGUUAAGUGCGACCAUGGAGAAAGAUCUUACGAAACUUGGAACACUAAGACUCAAGCGGCCGAAGUUGGUAGUGGUACAAGACGAAACAACAGAAGUGCAGCCACUUGACCACGAAGAUAAUGUCUUUGAACUGCCAUCGACCUUGGAAGAAUUUUCGGCACAUGUCGGCGACGGCUCGAACAAGCCACUGCAUCUGCUGCACGUCUUGAACACCUACAUUUUCCAAGGGAUCAAGUUCAGUGUCAAACAAGACUCGUCUUCAAGUUCUUCCGAGGAAGACUCUUCAUCCGAGGAAGACUCUGAGGAAGAGCAGUCUAGCGCCAUGUCUAACAAUGAAAGCCGCGUCUUGAUCUUCACAAAGAGCAACGAAAGUGCGUCCCGACUAUCACAUCUCCUCUCCGUACUCGAACCGGGGUUCAAAAAAUACCUGAAGACUAUGACGCGUGCAUCGACAGCCGACGCUGCGAAGAAGCUUCUCAAAUCCUUCAACACUGGCGCGAUCAGAAUUCUGAUUGCCUCUGAUGCUGCAUCGCGAGGCCUUGAUAUCCCAACUAUCACGCACGUCAUAAACUACGAUAUCCCCACCAGCAUUACCAGCUACGUGCAUCGUGUUGGCAGGACGGCGCGCGCAGGCAAAAGUGGGCAGGCUAUGACGCUAUUCACCAAGACAGAGGCUGCGUGGUUUUUGAACCAGAUUGCAAAAGGGGAUGGCGUGAAGAGGGGUGAUAGAAAAGUCAAGAGGCUAGAGUGGAAGGAGAGUGUUGUUACCGCGGAUGGGAAGAAGAAGGCGUAUCGCGCGGCUCUGCAAGAGUUGGAGGGCGCUGUGAAAGGCAACACAGACGGGGGCGACUAG
Molecule: messenger RNA, 2181 nt
Organism: Dothidotthia symphoricarpi CBS 119687
Lineage: Eukaryota; Fungi; Ascomycota; Dothideomycetes; Pleosporales; Dothidotthiaceae
Product: P-loop containing nucleoside triphosphate hydrolase protein
Exons: 2
Coding region: 1-2181 (726 amino acids)
Cellular component (GO): nucleus
Molecular function (GO): ATP binding; nucleic acid binding
Source: RefSeq, a predicted model, not a curated record